This is a messenger RNA of Mangifera indica (mango), 1930 nucleotides long. Its product is annotated as bZIP transcription factor 46-like. Bases 247 to 1563 code for a protein of 438 amino acids. Gene Ontology annotation, molecular function: DNA-binding transcription factor activity. The record is from RefSeq and is a predicted model, not a curated record. Lineage: Eukaryota; Viridiplantae; Streptophyta; Magnoliopsida; Sapindales; Anacardiaceae. Gene Ontology annotation, biological process: positive regulation of DNA-templated transcription. Gene Ontology annotation, cellular component: nucleus. The transcript has 5 exons.
GUGUCGAUGCUCAGUAGACACUUGUCGACUCUGGGCAGCUGAAGCUGAGAGAAAGACGACACACACACACACAACACUCUCUCUCUAGUCACUGUAUUUCUAACAAAUAUUUCAAAAAAAAAAAAAAAGGUCUUUAGUUGAAGGAAGUGGAGUGAAAUAUUUACAUAUUCCACAGUUCACUUCUGUUAUAUGGAAUAUUAAGACCUUUUUGAGCGGAGUCAAGUGUUUCCUCUGCUUUAAACAAGAAUGGGAUCUUACAUGAACUUCAAAAACUCUGCUGAUGCCUCACAUGGUGGGAUAAAACCACAAGGGAAUUUCCCAUUGGCUCGGCAACCUUCAGUUUACUCAUUGACCUUUGAAGAGUUUCAAAACACUUGGGGUGGGCUUGGAAAGGAUUUUGGGUCUAUGAACAUGGAUGAGCUUCUGAAGAACAUUUGGACGGCUGAAGAGAGUCAAGCUAUGACUUCUUCAGCUGUUGCUGGUGUAGAAGGAAGUAUGCCUAGUGGGAAUUUGCAAAGACAAGGAUCGUUAACUUUGCCUCGAACAUUGAGUCAAAAGACUGUCGAUGAAGUUUGGAAAGAUUUGAUGAAAGAAACUGGUGGUGGUGCUAGGUAUGCGAGUGGUGGUGAUGGCAGCAAUGCAUCAAAUGUGCCGCAAAGGCAACCAACUCUGGGGGAGAUGACAUUGGAGGAGUUUUUGGUGAGAGCCGGAGUAGUGCGAGAGGAUACUCAACAGAUUCUUGCAAGACCAGAUAAUGUUGGACUUUUUGCAAAUAAUGCCAAUAUCGGUUUAGCUCUUGGGUUUCAGCAGCCAAGUAGAGACAAUGGGCUGCUGGGUAAUCGUGUAAUAGAGAACAACAAUUCAGUUUCUGGCCAGCUUCGUGGUUUAGCACCGAAUGUACGUGGAGUCAUAUCCUCACAGCAACCACAGCAGCUGCAACAACAUCAUUAUCAACCUCCACAGCAGCAGUCGCUCUUUCCCAAGCAAGCAACCGUGGCCUUUGCGUCUCCAGUGAAUUUAAUGAACACAACACAGCUUACCGGAACUUCUCCAGGAGCGAGGGGUCCUGUUUUCAGAUCUGCGAACCCCUCUAUGACUAACAAUUUAGUUCAGUCUUGUGCGCUGCAGAGUGCUUGUGGACUGAAGAGUGGAGGAUUGGGCGUGGCUGGUUUAGGUACUGGGGGUGUCACAGUUGCAACGGGGUCUCCUGCUAGUCAGGUCUCUCCAGAUGUGAUUACAAAGAGUUCUGCUGAGUCUUUGUCACCAGUUCCUUAUGUGAUUGGCCGGGGCAGAAGAAGCACUGCCCUGGAGAAAGUAGUUGAGAGGAGGCACAGAAGAAUGAUAAAGAACAGAGAGUCAGCUGCUAGAUCAAGGGCUCGCAAGCAGGCCUAUACAUUGGAACUGGAAGCAGAAGUUGCUGAACUUAAGGAAGCAAACAAAGAGUUGCAGAAGAAACAGGCGGAAAUAUUGACAGUGCAGAAAGAUGAGCUUUUGGAGAAAAUGAAAAUGCACUACGGAGGUAGGAGGCAAUACCUGAGGAGGACACUGACAGGUCCUUGGUAAGAGUUGAUGAACUGGACUGCCUAUGAUAAGAAGUGUUUGAAUUCCACAAUCUAUAUUAUUGACAUGGUACGAGGAUUGGGGGUAUGCAUCUGUGAGCUAUAUCUCAUCUCAUGGAGGGUAGGAAGUUUGGUAGCUGUAUGUAUAAGCAGAGUGUUGUAAAUUAUACCACUUGUAUUUAUGAAACUUCUGCUGUGUCUAAUUUGAUAGCAAGGGGAUAGCAGAAUAGUGAAGCAAAAUGUAUGCUCCAGUGUGUUACUCCUAUCUAGCUGCAGACUUUUAGUUUCUAACCUUCAUUAAACUGGGUUUAUGUAUUGGAUCUCUGAUUAAGUAUUUUAUGACUAAGCUUAGGUCAUGUGAGAUUUGUGAA